CAAAAGUCGAAACAAAUUUUUUUUGGAUUAUAGUCAAUAAUUUAUAUAUAUAAAUUAUAUUAAUAAAGCUAAAUGUCAGAGGUACGCCAGACCGUUCUAAAAAAUGAUGCAAAUACACGCCAAACUGUAAAUUCUAAUAAAGCAUCAGGAGAUGUAGCCACAAAAAAGAAAUCUUCAAAUCAAAAAUGCAAAAACAGUUUACCCAAAAGUCUACGUUACGAUUUGGAAAAUGCUUUAGUUGGGUUGUGUGACGUAUGGUUUGAAGAGAUAAAACCGUACUUGGUGCGUAACAACAUCAAGGUGCACGGCGAUGUCGGCGGAGGAGAUCUGAAACGUUCAUCUGCUUCACCAGAUUGCAAUCACACCGAUCCAGGUAGAUUUAAUCAUCAUCGGCGACGGAAUGCAAGUUAUGUAGACUCCUCUUCAAUGCGGCUAACAGCAUCGAAAGUGCCGUAUCCCAAGCAUCCAAUGCAACCGCUCCCUGUUGUGCUUACAGAGAACCAAUCACUACCGAUUCAAGGAUAUAACUGGGAAAAAGAGACAGUACGAAAACCGCGCAAACGGCGAAAGUGCCAAGUGCAAACACAACCUAGACCACUCAUACCACGCCUCUGCCGUACCUGGCAACAAUGUACAGAAGCAAUUUGCCCUACUAUAGAACCUGUGAUAAAAAUACCUAUACAUUCGAAGAAUAAGCAGUUUUUGCAAUCAAAUAUUUAUCACAAACCAAAGAAGAUUCAAACCACGGAUGUAUCAACGCAAACUGAUGAACCUUUGAAAUAUACAAGUAACUAUAAAGAAACAACAAAAAACACUACGUCUUUGAAGACUACGCGAUGUCCUUCAAAUACGACUUUUUUAAUUCCAAAUAUUAAACAUGUCAAUGAAGGCCCUUUGUUUAAAGAUGAUCUUGUUGACAUAAUAGCUGAAAGGCAUGAUAAAAUACUCAAGGUAUUGUAUACAAGUCCAAGAAGACAAGAAAAGCCUUCUGUCAUGAAUUUAUUUUCGCCGUCUGAAAGUCACCGUAAGAAAAUUCGCAAACAGCAAAGAAUACCCCCGUGGAAAUAAUGUCUUGAAAGACUUACUGAUAAAUAUAAUAAUUUAUAUUGAUACAAAUAUCUGUGUGUUUGUCAUAGUUCACAUACAUAAAUAGGUAAAUGAAUAAUAAUCUCUAACCAUGAAUCUAUUGUCAAUGUAGGUUAUAUUAGAAGUUUGUUAUUAAAUAUAUUUUUUGUUUUAAAACUUUU
This is a messenger RNA of Vanessa tameamea, 1247 nucleotides long. RefSeq lists its product as uncharacterized. The record is from RefSeq and is a predicted model, not a curated record. NCBI's taxonomy places the organism in Eukaryota, Metazoa, Arthropoda, Insecta, Lepidoptera, Nymphalidae. Bases 73 to 1068 code for a protein of 331 amino acids. The transcript has 6 exons.